Messenger RNA from Penicillium daleae, 585 nucleotides. RefSeq names its product bZIP transcription factor. Gene Ontology annotation, molecular function: DNA-binding transcription activator activity, RNA polymerase II-specific; RNA polymerase II transcription regulatory region sequence-specific DNA binding. Gene Ontology annotation, cellular component: nucleus. The coding region runs from base 1 to 585 and encodes 194 amino acids. The record is from RefSeq and is a predicted model, not a curated record. NCBI's taxonomy places the organism in Eukaryota, Fungi, Ascomycota, Eurotiomycetes, Eurotiales, Aspergillaceae. Gene Ontology annotation, biological process: regulation of transcription by RNA polymerase II. The transcript has a single exon.
AUGCCCGAGUACCAGCAGGAUCUGAACGGCCUGAACGCGUCCCUGCCCGUGCAAACCGCGCAUUACUCGGCGGUUUCGUCCGUGCCUCACGCACCCGUGGCGGCUAACUCGGUUCCCGCUCAAAAUCUGCCCAUCGCCGCUCCCCCGAGCGUGGCGCCCACGCCGGCCCAGACUGCCGUUUCGCCAGCCACAUCUGCCGCUCCCGCUAAGCGGAAGAGCACUAAUGCCAAGGCCACUACCACGAGCGCCGAGGAGGCUGCCCAAAAUAUGGCCGAGGAGGACAAGCGUCGCCGCAACACUGCUGCUAGCGCUCGUUUCCGUGUGAAGAAGAAGAUGCGUGAGCAGGCUCUGGAGCGCAGCCUCAAGGAGACCAACGACAAGAACGAUGCCCUCGAGGCUCGCGUUUCCCAGCUGGAGCUGGAGAACCACUGGCUCCGUGGUCUGAUCAUGGAGAAGAACGGCACGGAGGAGCGUAACGAGGCCUCUGAGAAGGCCAUCUCGGACAUGUUCAAGAACUUCAUGGCCUCGCGCAAGACCGAGUCAAGUCUUUCCGAGUCCAAGCACGGCGUGGGCACCACUGCCUAG